This is a messenger RNA of Lingula anatina, 1433 nucleotides long. RefSeq names its product protein D2. NCBI's taxonomy places the organism in Eukaryota, Metazoa, Brachiopoda, Lingulata, Lingulida, Lingulidae. The record is from RefSeq and is a predicted model, not a curated record.
CACGUGACAGUGUUUAGCAGACAGCCCUUUUAAGCAGCCUGCAGACUGAAGCUGUAACUAAGCACGGGAACACGUCCUUGUAUUUGCAAUUCUACUCGCUGCCUAUUCAAGCUGUUCAGUAUGUCACUGCUCGUUCCAGUUGCUUUUCUUUUGUUUUUCUCCAGCUCUACCAUUUUUGGAAUGAGCUCAGCCGAAGUCGAAAGAAGUGAAUUAUGUUCGAAGGAAGUGCCGCCCGAUCCUUGCACACUCCCAGAACUCAAGCUUGAUGAAAGGUUUGGAUCAUGCGGUGAAAAAAUAGAACUUAGUGUUACUAAAGACAAACCUGAGACCGUCAAAUUUCCAGAUGUUGGUGAGGAUGAGAGGUAUGUGCUUGUUAUGGUGGAUCCUGAUGUUCCUUUCUACAACGAUCCAGUAACUCAGCUGUGGAGACACUGGGUGGUUGCUGGAAUUUCGGGUGAGGCUCUCUCAGCAGGAACUUUAGAUGGUUUCCCCUUAACAUCUUAUAUGGGCCCAACUCCACCUCCUGGAAAGGUACAUCGUUACAACUUUUAUCUUUUCAAACAGACAACAGAAAAAAUAAUUGGAGGGGAUGGAAGUAGCAGAGCCUACUUUAAUCUGGCAGAUUUCAUGGAAAAAAAUAAUUUGUGUACACCAGAGGCUGGAUUUCAGUUUAAAACUGAAACAUUGAAUAAGUAAUAUUUCUUCGAAAAUGCAUUGAUUAUAUUAAGUUUGAGAAUUGAUAAGAAAAACAUAAUAUUUAUAAUAGUUAAAAGUGCUAUAUUGAUAUGGAAUACCCUUUCAACCAAAAUAAGUAAAGGAAAUUCCUAAGCCAGGGAUUCCUCCAGCAUGAAAGUACUAGAACCAUCCACAAGAAACUACAGGUGUGCUUCCAGUUACCAAAAUAACCUUGCCAAUGAACUGGGAUACCCUGCUGCCAAAAAUAAGGAACCAAGUGGUAUUUUGCAAUGAGAAAUUCCAUGAGUCAGAAAUAAACACUACCAAAAGUAGGCUACUCACAGCUCAUACACACAGCAAGGAAUGCAAGAUAUUUUUGGCAGAGUCUCCCAGCAGUUUGCCAGAAUCCUACGUCAUUCACCGCAGCUAUUUUCAUACUCUCUAGUACUUUCUAUAUAGUUUGGGAUAUCAGGUUAAAAAUAGUAUCAUUUGGGGAUGCCUCUUGUGAAUCACCAUAAACUAUGUACAUGAUUGAUAUGUUUCCUUGUUUGGAAUGAUUUCAAUUUGCACAGUCAUUAUCAAUAUCAGUUAUCAAUAUAUCUUGUUAUAUUUAGAUGUUGUGGAACAAUAGCUGUGUAUGGAGAUAAAAAAAAUUGUUGAAAGAAGUGCUUGCAUACAUCAAAUUCUAGAAGACAUGGCACACGUGUGUGUGUAUGUUUCAGUGUGAAAAACCUAAAAUAAAUCAGUCUUUUCUGAUA